Molecule: messenger RNA, 4507 nt
Organism: Antechinus flavipes (yellow-footed antechinus)
Lineage: Eukaryota; Metazoa; Chordata; Mammalia; Dasyuromorphia; Dasyuridae
Gene: EXOSC2
Product: exosome component 2
Exons: 9
Coding region: 14-895 (293 amino acids)
Biological process (GO): exonucleolytic trimming to generate mature 3'-end of 5.8S rRNA from tricistronic rRNA transcript (SSU-rRNA, 5.8S rRNA, LSU-rRNA); U4 snRNA 3'-end processing; TRAMP-dependent tRNA surveillance pathway
Cellular component (GO): nuclear exosome (RNase complex); cytoplasmic exosome (RNase complex)
Molecular function (GO): RNA binding
Source: RefSeq, a predicted model, not a curated record
UGUGAGCGUCAAGAUGGCGAUGGAGAUUCGGCUUCCUGUGGCCCGCCAGCGGCUACCUGAGAGCUUGGACAGGGACACGCAAAAGCACUUGGUGGUUCCCGGGGACACGAUUACCACAGAUACCGGCUUCAUGCGGGGCCAUGGUACCUAUAUGGGAGAUGAGAAGCUUAUAGCAUCUGUGGCAGGCUCUGUGGAGAGAGUAAACAAGCUGAUUUGUGUGAAAGCUUUGAAAACAAGGUAUAAUGGUGAAGUGGGAGACAUUGUGGUGGGGAGAAUCACAGAGGUUCAGCAGAAGCGGUGGAAGGUAGAGACCAAUUCUAGGCUGGAUUCAGUCUUGCUUCUCUCAUCCAUGAAUCUUCCUGGAGGAGAGCUGAGAAGAAGAUCUGCAGAAGAUGAACUUGCAAUGAGGGACUUCUUACGGGAAGGGGACCUUAUCAGUGCUGAAGUCCAGGCUGUAUUUUCUGAUGGUGCUGUGUCUCUACAUACCCGGAGUCUAAAGUAUGGAAAACUUGGGCAGGGAGUUCUUGUCCAGGUUUCCCCUUCUCUGGUGAAACGACAGAAGACCCAUUUCCAUGACUUGCCUUGUGGUGCCUCUGUGAUUUUGGGCAAUAAUGGCUUCAUCUGGAUCUACCCAACUCCUGAGCAGAGAGAAGAAGAAGUAGGGGGUUUUAUUGCCAAUCUAGAGCCAGUACCACUCUCUGAUCGGGAGGUGAUUUCUCGACUCCGAAAUUGUAUUGUUGCCCUGGUGGCUCAGAAGAUGAUGUUAUUUGACACUAGCCUUUUGUACUGCUAUGAAGCAUCUCUUUCCCAUCAGAUCAAGGACAUUUUAAAACCAGAGAUAAUGGAAGAAAUUGUAAUGGAAACUCGACAGAGACUUUUGGAACAGGAGGGAUAAGGAAAGGAAUCUGGAGAUCAAGAAUGCUAUAUGUUUUUGGCUGAUGCAGUUCUUGGGUAGAGCUUAGUUCUGUGUCUGGUUCUUAGUUGGAACAUGGCAGUUUUUUAGAUAGAAAUUUUGAUCAAUAAAUGCAAAGAAUACACUGUGAUGGACACCUAGCAUUAAGCUAAAUGAGGAGCCAAGAAAAGAAUCAUUUCAUCAACACUGACAGGCAUCCUUCUCUUACCUAUAGCUAUUCUAUCCUUUUUAUCAGGGUGUUAAGAACAUAAGUGGAAAAUUGUGCCUUUGGACUCUUUAGUUAUAGUUUGAGUCCAAGCACUAGAUGGCAGUUUCAACUGAUUAAAAUUAUGUGAUAUUCCCUGUCAGACUGUGUUUCACUUCUUGGAAUAGUAAAGAGAAUCCUUUGUUUUCCACCCACCAUCAUUCAAACAUAACAAUGUAAAUAAACCCAGUGACCCAUGAAAUUGGCCCUAUAAAAGACAUAGCAACUCUGACCCCAAAUGUUACUUUUCAGGCUUGCUUUUUUAAGCAAAAACAUCACAUUCCACUUGUAUUUUAAUCAGUUUUUUUUAUAUUUAAAUCUAAAUAGUGGCAACUUACCCAAUUGGAAUUUUGCAUUCCAUUUAAUGGACUACUUUAAAAGUAUAGAUUUAACUUUGAUGAACAUUGCCUUACAACUCUGAGAUUGGAUUUUAGAUUCAUCUUUUAAAGAGUGGAAUUCUCUUCAUCAAAUAUCUUAGUUCUGCCCAGAAAGAGAUUAUUUAUAUAGACUCUGCUGGAUACUUGAAUUGCCGUCAUUGAUUUACAGUCACCUUCGAAUGAUGUUAGAAUGAAUUAAUUGAGUGAUAAAGGGGAACAAAAUGAAGCAGAGACAAUAAUUUUGAUACAGCUUUUUGGGGGGACUUAGGAAUUCCUGUGCAGUGUUUUUAAUGUGCUUUUGGUUACGUUGUUGAAAGCUGUUUUUAAAAGUUUUCUAGGGGCAGCUAGAUGGGGCAGUGGAUAGAGCACUGGCCUGGAGUCAGGAAGACCUGAGUUCAAAUCUGCCCUCAGACACUUAAUACUUCCUAUCCCUGUGAUCCUGGACAAGUCACUUAAUACCAAUUGCCUCAGCAAAAAAAAAAAAGAAAGAAAGAAAGAAAGAAAAAGUCUAUAUGUGUACAUUAUGUUUUGUUACACUGGUGGAAAUCCUAGAAUUUGGUUUCUGCUUUUUUGUUGGGGGCUAAUAUGAGUGAAGGGUGGCUGCUGACAGUUUUGUCACAUCACACCCUACCUGAAUAAUUUGAAAGAAAAAUGCAAUAGCCUUUUAUUUGUUCUUUGGGUUACAUUUUCCCACACUGAAUUUGACUAUACAUUGGAUAAAUUUUCUUGGAAGAAUACAUUAGUUUUCCUUAUAUAGUUUCUCAUGAUCUCAAACAUGUCACUCUUGUCCCUAGUUUCUGGCACUCAGUCUGUUUUGAGUGAGUUUUCAUAGUGAAAUGAUUUCUGUAGCUGUGUUUUCAACUUCUACUUAAUAGUUCUCUGUAUUUUUAAAGAAUAAUUUUCUAAGGGGCAGCUAGGUGGCACAGUAGAUAGAACACCAGCCCUGAAGUUAGAAGGACCUGAGUUCAAAUGUGAGCUCAGAUACUUAACUUUUUCUAGCUGUGUGACCCUGGGCAAGUCACUUAACCUAAAUUGCCUCAGGGGGAAAAAAAAGAAUUUUCUAGCUCAUAAUAUGAGAGAAAUGAAAGGAAGCUUGCUUGUGGUCUAACAGGCCUGAUUGAGGGGUUUUGUUUGGGACUAGAUUGUAAGCCCCUUAAGGGCAGGGACCAUGUUAUGUUGCUGUGCAUACAUUGAUAUUCAGUAAAUAUUUGUUGAAAAAAAUUUUUUUGCCAUUAAAACAUGAGAUUUUAUUAGCACAAAGAACUUCUGAUAUGGAAACUCACUUCACAAAACAAAUUCCUUAAAAAUGCAGAUUUGUAAUGUAACAAGUCUUAAGAGGAUUGCUUGAAGUACUAAGAAAUUAAUUAAUUAAUACAAAUAAUAUGUUUUAGAGGCAGACCUUGAAUCCAAGUCUUUCUCAAAUGCCAAAUAAAUUUUAGUUAACUAUUACAUAGAAAUAGCUGGUAACUUUUUUAUUGACAUUUAUUUUUAGAUUAUGUUCAGUACGGAACAUAUCCCUUUCUCCUCCCUUCCCCAGUGAACCAUAACAGAAUUUUUAAAAUGGAAAAAAAAAAAGUACUUUAGCAAAACUAAGAUCAAAUGAGUCUAACAUGAUAUGUAGUGUCCCACACUCAUGGCUUCUGUUUCUGUGAAGAAGCUAGCAAGAUACCUUUCUCAACUCUUAAGUCAAAGCAUUGUUACUAUAAUUACAAGCCAUAUGCUUUAUCCUUUUAUUCUUUCCUUUUACAUUAUAAUGGAAUGUAUUUUUUCUUUGAUCUUGCUUUCUUUACCUACCUCCUGUCUUUACAUGCUCCUCUGAAUUCUUCAUAUUCCUUGUCUCUUGCAAUGCAGCACCCCAGUGGUUAUCAAGCUUUUUUUGUUCACAGCACAGUAUUCUUUGCUUGUGGGUAUCUGUAGCUCACUGAACAUUUAAGUUGGCAGCACAAUGGAAGAUUUGAACAUGCAUAGUUUCCCCUCAAUAAGAGUAGUCAUUUUUGUUGAAUUCUUUGUAAAUUCUUCGAAAGGUCUACUGUGUUUUUAUUGGGUAAAGCAAGUUUUAUUUUGCGAGUACUAUAUUUAUUAUACUGUGCUGUGUAAGUAAAAUACAUAUAUCAGUAAUAACAUGACAUCCAAAAUUUCAUGACCCACUCAGUAAAUAUGAGCCAGUCCCUUUAUUUUGCCAUUCCUAAAUCAGUGGACAGCAUUUUAUUUUUCUACAAUAAAAGUGCUGCUAUGAAUAUUUUGAUGUACAUGACACCUUUCUAACUGAUCUUCUUGGGAUAUAUACAUGCCUAGAAGUGGGAUCUCUAAGUCAAAAGAUAUGAACAUUUUUGUUACUUUUUAAGUAUAAUUCCAAAUUGCUUUCCAGAUGGAUCAGUUCACAGUUCUACCAGCAAUAUAUUACCAUGCCUGUCUUUCCAGAAUGUUUGAGUCUUGAUUAUCCCCAUUUUUAUCUUUACCAAUUUGUGAGGUGUGAGAUAAAACCUCUGAAUUGUUUUGAUUUACAUUCUUCUUAUUGGUGGUUUGGAGAAGUCUUUUGUUUGAUUACUUUAGUUGAAAUUCUUCUUUUGAGAAUUGUAUAUGUCCUUUGGAGGAUGGCAGUAUUUAAUCUAUGUUACUAAAUCACUAUAACCAUAAUUAUUUUACAAUUUAGUUACUGUCUGUGGCCACGAGAGGGGGAUGUUGUUCAGUGAAUCAACUAGAUAAGUAUUUAUUGGGAAAAAUCCACAAAGUUUUUGUUUUUGUUUUUUAAAAAUAUCGACAGUUUUCUAUUUUGGAUUUGACAAUAAACAAAUGUGAAUGUUUCUAUAUGCAAAGAGGAAGAAAAAAAUCUGAAUAUUAUGUAUAGUGUUUUUAAAAAGGUGUACAUUAAAUUUAACAGUAUCAGUACUACUGCCCUUUCUGAACUUUAUUCUGUGUAUCUUUUUUAAAAUAAAUUUUUAUUGAUGUCUUUUGUUUUUUAAAAAAACAGAA